CUCAUUGUGCUUGUCAAAAGAGGGGGCGAGGGGGAAGUGGACUUUACAACUACCUAGGCACACUCAAGGACUCGGUUACUACUCUUCCUCCCCUUGCUCCUCAAGGAACCAGUCGUCCACUUGAAAUUUCUCUGUGACUUUAACAGUUAUCCAACUUGGUGAUCAAAAGACGGGACUUCAGCUUGCUUGCGUAAAUACGUUUCGGUCUUCUUUUUCUUCUUAGCUCCUUAGCUUAGCGGCGCUUGCUUCCUGCACGUAAAAUUUCCUUCCAGACCUUGUCUCUUUUCUUCAAGCAUCGCCAAACCGCGGGGACUCAAAUCAGCCAACUAAGGAUUUUUUUUUUUUUUUUUUGGGUGAAAUAUAACAUUUGUGAAAGCGCCGAGUGCAGCAGAGCUAACAGCUUAUUGCUGUUACUCAUUGUGAUUUUUGUUAGCAUCCAAAGCAUCAUUCGAACAUGAUUCCCGACAAAGCGCCAAAGGACGACGUCUUUCACGGGGCUGAGGAGAUUCGGAGCGGAGCACACGUUCCCACCUUUGAGAAGUAUAAAGAAAUGUACAUGCAGUCCGUCCAGGACCCUGACAAGUUCUGGGGGGACAUGGCCAAGGAGUUUUUCUGGAAGACCAAACACAAUGGCCGUUUCCUGGACUACAAUUUUGACGUGACCAAAGGAGAUAUCUUCAUCAAGUGCAUGGAGGGUGCAUCCACGAAUGUGUGCUAUAAUGUGCUGGACCGCAAUGUUCACGACAGAAAACUGGGCGACAAAGUGGCCUUCUUCUGGGAAGGCAACGAGCCAGGCGAUGAGUUGACUGUGACGUACAGAGAGCUGCUGAACAGUGUUUGUCGCUUUGCUAAUGUCUUGAAGUCACAGGGUGUGAAGAAAGGUGACCGUGUUGCCAUAUACAUGCCCAUGGUUGUGGAGCUGGUGGUAGCCAUGUUGGCCUGCGCUCGCAUUGGGGCUGUUCACUCGAUUGUGUUUGCAGGUUUUUCUGCGGAGUCUCUGUGUGAAAGGAUUGUGGACUCUCAGUGUUCACUUCUCAUAACUGCCGAUGGCUUCUACCGAGGGGAUAAACUCAUCAACCUGAAACUGUUAGCAGAUGAAGCUGUACAGAAAUGCAGAGACAAAGGAUUCUCACUUGAAACGUGCAUCGUUUUGAAACAUUUGUCGAAAGAAGCACCAGAGACCUCCCUCAGCUCUCCUCCCGCCAAAAGACCGUGUCCUGACCUCCAGGAGACAGAAACAGGCAGAGUAAGAAAAACUCAUCCUGUUCCACAGGUGCCGUGGAACCCAAAAGUGGACAAGUGUUGGCAUACACUAAUGUGUGAAGUGUCAGAUGAAUGUGAACCAGAGUGGUGUGCAUCUGAAGAUCCACUCUUUAUUCUCUAUACCAGCGGCUCCACCGGCAAGCCAAAGGGCGUCCUUCAUACUAUCAGUGGGUACAUGAUCUACACUGCUGCCACCUUCAAGCUGGUGUUUGACCACCGGCCGGAUGACAUCUACUGGUGCACGGCUGACAUCGGCUGGAUCACCGGUCACUCGUACAUCACUUACGGGCCACUGGCUAACGGAGCCACCAGUGUCUUGUUUGAGGGUCUUCCUACAUACCCAGAUGUGAGCAGAAUGUGGCAGAUUGUUGACAAGUACCACGUGAGCAAGUUUUAUACUGCGCCAACUGCCAUCAGGUUGCUUAUGAAGUACGGCAGCGAGCCGGUGCACAAGUACAAGCGAGACUCUUUAAAGGUUUUGGGAACGGUCGGCGAGCCUAUCAACCCUGAGGCCUGGCAGUGGUACUUCACGGUCGUAGGUGACAGCAGAUGUCCCAUCGUCGACACAUUCUGGCAGACUGAGACGGGAGGACAUGUGAUGACACCUUUGCCAGCAGCUACACCUAUGAAGCCAGGAUCUGCUACAUUUCCGUUCUUUGGUGUAGUGCCAGCCAUCUUGAACGAGUCGGGUGAGGAGUUGGAGGGCACAAGUGAAGGUUACCUGGUGUUCAAGCAGCCAUGGCCUGGUGUGAUGAGGACUGUGUACGGUAACCAUGGCAGGUUUGAAAGCACCUACUUCAAGAAGUUUCCGGGAUACUACGUGACUGGAGAUGGCUGCCGUAGAGACGAAGAUGGAUACUAUUGGAUUACUGGGAGGAUAGAUGAUAUGCUAAACGUCUCAGGUCACUUGCUGAGCACAGCAGAGGUGGAGUCUGCAUUGGUGGGGCAUGAGGCUGUUGCUGAGGCUGCUGUAGUGGGUCGACCUCAUCCUGUCAAAGGAGAAAGUCUCUACUGCUUUGUAACGCUAUGCGAUGGCGUCAUCUUCAAUCGGACGCUGGAGGCCCAACUCAAAAAACAAGUGCGUGAGAAGAUCGGUGCUAUUGCCACCCCUGACUUCAUACAGGAUGCUCCAGCGCUCCCCAAAACCAGAUCAGGCAAGAUCAUGCGGCGUGUAUUGCGCAAGAUUGCCAGCGGUGAGCGGGACCUUGGCGAUAUCUCCACGUUAGCAGACUCGUCUGUGGUGGAGCAGCUUUUCCAGAACAGGUGCUGCUCUGCCGUAUGACAUCCCAACACCUGGAAUCUGUGGCGUGACCUCUGCUAACAUACGAGAAUAAUAGAAGUAUAAUGUGUGUGUAUUUGUGUGAGAUAGAAAAAAUACAUUUAUUUUCACUACUUUCUAACACACAUACACACACACACUUAAGAAUAAUAACUGUUCAAAUAUAUUGCUGUCCUCCAAUAAGCUCACUUUGCUAUGUGUUGUUGAAGUUUUCCUUCAAACUGCUUUGUAGUAUGUCUGCACUUUGUAUUCAUUUUUUUUUUUUUUUUGUCUUGUGUUUUUAAACAAAGAUGAACAUUUUUGAUUAAAACAUAAAAUGAACAUUUAA
Messenger RNA from Corythoichthys intestinalis (scribbled pipefish), 2870 nucleotides. RefSeq names its product acyl-CoA synthetase short chain family member 2 (gene acss2). NCBI's taxonomy places the organism in Eukaryota, Metazoa, Chordata, Actinopteri, Syngnathiformes, Syngnathidae. Gene Ontology annotation, molecular function: acetyl-CoA synthetase activity; AMP binding. Gene Ontology annotation, cellular component: cytoplasm. Bases 455 to 2545 code for a protein of 696 amino acids. The record is from RefSeq and is a predicted model, not a curated record. The transcript has 19 exons.